Messenger RNA from Emiliania huxleyi CCMP1516, 1636 nucleotides. RefSeq lists its product as hypothetical. Bases 28 to 1512 code for a protein of 494 amino acids. The transcript is spliced from 10 exons. NCBI's taxonomy places the organism in Eukaryota, Haptophyta, Isochrysidales, Noelaerhabdaceae. The record is from RefSeq and is a predicted model, not a curated record.
CUUGGAGGCUUGCACCGGGCGCCUUACAUGCUCAUCGCCGGUGUGCUCGGUCUCUUCGCUCUCGGCAUGCUGACCGCGCUCCCCGCCGCGACCGUCAGCGCCCCUCUCGCCGGCUUCCUCCUCCUCCUCACAAACGUCAACUUUGCGAUGCCCGACGUUAUGAUUGACGCCACUGUCGCCGAGCGCGCCAAGGUUCGGCCGGAGCUCGGCGCGGCGCUGCAGGCGCUCUGCUGGGGCUCGCUCGGCGUGGCUGGCGUGCCGGCCGGGGUGGUCAAGGGGUACCUGAUCGAGUGGUACGGCGCGAGGCUCCUCUUUGGCCUCGCCAUCUUCGCCGCCCUGGCGGUGAUGGUGCCGCCCCUCGGGGGCUGGCUCGGCGAGACGCGCCGCGCCGCCGCCAGCCGGAAGGGCGUGCGCGCCAUGUGCGGCGAGGUUUGGUCCCACCCGACCAAGAAGGUGGUCGCCGCCUCCGCCGCGCUCGUCGGCCUCUACUCGAUCUCGCUCGGCGUGCUCCAGCUGACGGUCGGCCGGUCGCACUCGGAGCUGGUCGACUCGCUCACGCUCGGAGGCAACUUUGGGCUCACCACGCUCCUCUACCUCCUCCUCCGCCGCGUCGACGACUGCCUCGCUCGCGCCGCCGUCUUCACUUUCCUCUCGGGCGUGCUGCAGCCCUACUCGUCCGUCCUCUUCGAGUGGGCCCACGCGCCGGCGGCAGACUCGGCCGACCUGCGCUGCAGGAGCGCUGCCGCGUGUGCCGCCCUCGACGCCGCCGUCGCAAACGGCACUGCGCCGCCGCCGCCCGACGGCUCCCUCCCCUGCGGGUGGGCUGCGGCGCAGCAGCUGCCCUGCCUCUCGCCGAUCGUAUACACGUGGGUGGGAGUCGUGUCCUCCGCCACGCUCGCGGGCGGGACGGCGCUCUACGCGACCUACUUCCAGACCUGGUCGUACCGCUCCAUCCUCGCAACGUCGCAGGCGGCCCUCUUCCUCAUCAACCUGCUCGACAACGUCUUCGUCGCGCGACUCAACCUCCGGCUCGGCGUCUCGGACGUCGCAUUCAUCUUCGGCGACGAGGUGCUCGUUGGCGUCCUGAGCCGGCUGCAGGCGAUGCCCUUCCUCAUCUACGCGGCGAAGCUCUGCCCGCCCUCCGUCGAGGCGUCCAUGUUCGCCCUCUUUAUGGGGCUCUCCAACUUUGGAUCCGCCGCAGGGCAGUACGUCGGCUCGGCGCUGCUCCGCUUCUUCGGCGGCGUCGAGGCGCCCGCCUUUGAGCGGCUCGGCGCAUACGUCUUCACCCGGACCCUCAUCGGCGCGACGCCCAUCCUGCUUGUGCCGCUGCUCGUGCCCCGAGGCACGCCGCAGAGCACGGCGGCGGCGAUGGGCGCGCGCAUCAGCGGCGACGUGGAGCUCGACAAACUCAAGGGCGGCGAGGACCGGCAGCGGCUGAACAGCAGCGAGGCAAGGCCCGCCGCGGAGGCGAGCAGCGAGGGCGACUGCGAACGGGUAGAGAGGACCGUGUGAGUUCGGCGUACGUCGGUGCUACAUUUUUUGUAUACUGUUCCGCGCGCGGCCCUCGCUCGACGUGAUAUUUGAAAAUGUGUUUGCCGGUGUGCGUAUAGUGUAUGUUGAGCUAUUUGCCUAUACA